AUGGCGGUACCACUGCGAUGUCCAUUGGCUGAGGACGCCUUGACCGGUCGCCCCGUCGCCACGACGUCGGGUGCCGCCUUCCGCCGUCCCGCUUCCACCAAUGGACGCGUGAGUCCUCUUUACGGGGCCACGACGGUUGGUGGGUUCGACAAACGCACACGUCGUUCGGCAGUCCGCCCACAUUCGCCGGUCGCCAGGUUCUCGAUUCCUAGUCCUGGUGGACAACCAGGACCGUUCUCUUCUUGUUUGCCAUCGCGCGCGGUUUCGGACAGCAAUCGCCGGGACGCGAAGACGGCCGUAACCCCAUCGGUUAUUUGUGCUAGCAAUUUCGUGCGGAGAGCACGUACUCGCGCAUCGUCCCGCUGGUGCCGUGCGACAUCACUGGAGUUCGAGUUGGCGGAGCCAUCUUUAUCGAAGGCGGUCCGAGGUUGUCGAAGAUACCGACGAUGCGCCAUACGAUACAACCCGGAGCAGCAAAAGAACGGAGGUGCCGAGGCGAUUUUCGCCUUAGCAGCUGAAGCGUACGACGUGCUCUCGGAUCCUCUUAGAAGGGCCGUGUAUGAUCAAUACGGUGAAGAGGGUCUUAAAAAUGGUGUGCCGAGACCAGAAGGAUUCGUGAAACCUUACGUCUAUCACGGCGAGCCGAUGCGAACCUUUAGGGAAUUCUUUGCGACGGAAAAUCCGUACGACGAUCUCCUAAAUAUUCUAACAGAGCCUCAACCUCUACUUGAAUUUCCCGAGGGUCGGGGUAUAAAACGGAAGGAGGAGCCCUUGAUUAAGACCCUGUUUCUAACUCUCUCGGAAGUAUUUUUCGGCGGAAUAAAGAAAAUGAAAAUCCAGAAGUUGGUUUUAGUCGGUGACGAUAAGUCGACGACGUUGCCGAUGGAGAAGAUCUUGACGAUACCUAUUAAGCCGGGAAUCCCAGCAGGUACCAGAAUAGUAUUUCCAGAAGAGGGUGAUCAAGGUCCUACGAAGAUACCCGCGGACGUUAUCUUCGUCACGGAGGAUCGGCCUCACGAAACGUUCUGGCGAGAGGGCUCGGACUUGCACACGACGGUCGAUAUCUUUCUGAAGGAAGCGCUGACCGGAACGGUGAUCACGCUCAACACCGUCGACGACAGAACUCUUCGGAUUCCAAUAACGUCAAUCGUUACUCCAGAUUACAUCAAACGCGUGCCGGGCGAGGGGAUGCCAGUCCCCGCAAAUCCCAAACAAAAGGGUGAUCUAAUUCUGAGAUUCAACAUCGAGUUCCCGAUAUAUUUGCCGUUGUCCAAUAAGAAUCGUAUUAAGAAAGCCUUGGAGGUAUCUCGUACGAGUAUUGAAAAUGCCGAGUACGUUCAUCGCCUCAUAUUGGCCAAUAAAAUGCGCAGAAAUGUCGACGACGACGUUCCACUGCGACGUGGCCGAAACGAUCGAUUGAAAUUCAUAUGUGAAACGUGAUUUCACAAAUAUCCGCGCGUUAUUCCGUAUGCAUAUUUACGUGGCAUCACUCGUCAUACAUUUUUCGACGUCGUGAAUUUUAUGAAAAAUUAUGUAAGAACGAAAGCUGCUUAAAAAAACCACCGCUUACGCAACCGGUCAUCCUUUUACCAAAUAUAAUUAAUAUAAUAAUUAAAUUAAUAUAAUAAUAUUAAUAAUUAAAUAUUGUUUCAAAUUAAUUGAAUAUUCUUGCAUGCACAAUCAUUUGUUGUGAAAACAUUGCAAAUAUAAAUGGUACCUACAAAAUAAUGCACGAUUCGAGAAGGUAAUAAAUUAUUUUACACAUGCAUAUUUUUAUAUUUUAUAUAUAUAGACAAAUUAACUUGUGUGUGUGUGU
This is a messenger RNA of Monomorium pharaonis (pharaoh ant), 1816 nucleotides long. RefSeq names its product dnaJ homolog subfamily B member 13. Gene Ontology annotation, cellular component: cytosol. Gene Ontology annotation, molecular function: protein-folding chaperone binding. NCBI's taxonomy places the organism in Eukaryota, Metazoa, Arthropoda, Insecta, Hymenoptera, Formicidae. The record is from RefSeq and is a predicted model, not a curated record.